Molecule: messenger RNA, 1614 nt
Organism: Euleptes europaea (tarantolino)
Lineage: Eukaryota; Metazoa; Chordata; Lepidosauria; Squamata; Sphaerodactylidae
Gene: VSTM2B
Product: V-set and transmembrane domain containing 2B
Exons: 5
Coding region: 89-952 (287 amino acids)
Source: RefSeq, a predicted model, not a curated record
GAUUGAAGAUGUCUUAGCUGGGUCGUGACCGCCCCCCUUUUCCCGGUUUCUCUCCUCGCCCUUCGCUCGGAAAGCCGACAUAGAUGAGAUGGAAAAGGCAGGGCUUUUCGGCGCCCUUGGUUACCUGAUGCUUAAUGCCCCCUUGCUCUUCGUGGUCCAGGCUACAUUUACAGAAGUCCCGAAAGAUGUGACUGUUAGGGAGGGAGAUGAUAUUGAGAUGCCUUGUGCUUUCCGGGCCAGCGGAUCCACCUCUUACUCCUUGGAAAUCCAAUGGUGGUACCUUAAAGAACCAGCCCGGGAGCUUGCCCACGAAUUAGCCCUCGGUGGCCCUGGCAGCAGAAGCAAGGUAACAAAUAAGGAUGCAACUAAAAUCAGUACGGUGAGGGUCCAGGGCAACGACAUCUCGCACCGGCUGCGCCUGUCCGGGGUGCGGCGGCAGGACGAGGGCGUCUACGAGUGCCGCGUCUCGGACUACGGCGACGAGGACACGCAGGAGCACAAAGCCCAGGCGCUGCUGCGCGUCCUGGCGCGCUUCUCGCCGCCCGACGUGCAGGCGGCCGAGGCCGUCUCGCACAUCCAGAGGAGCGGGCCCCGCCGCGCCGGCCCGUCGGGGCGCGCCACCGCCGAGCCCGGCCUGGGAGACAAGCGCCUCCUGCCGGCGCAGGGCGAAGCUGCCGCCGCCGCCUCCUCCUCGGCCGCCGCCGCCGCCGCCUCCUCCUCCUCUCCGGCCGCCUCCUCGUCGUCUCCUGCGGCCGCCUCCACGUCCAGCGCCCCCACCGCGGCGGCGGCGGCGGCGGCGGCGGCCUCGUCGGCGUCGCCCCGUCCGGGCAAAGCGGCCAUCCUCCGCCAGCAGCACGGGUCAGGUACCGACCCUAUUUACGCAACAGACCCAUUCCUCUUUACGUUCCUGUUAAUGCUGCAUAAGCUCGUACACUUACUAUUAAACCUCUGAUGGACCACUUUAUCCAAUACUCCUCGACCAACCAAGAAGGAUCCUAUUUAAAAAUAAUUGGGGGGAAGAGAACCCUCAAUGAGGACUAGAAUCUUAAAGAUGGACAGAGAGAGACUGGAAAAAAAGCAUGACACGCUCGAUGGGGGGAGGGGUUAAAGCAUAUUUUUGGGGACGUCACACAAAAGUCACCUAAAAUAAAGCAUCUAGAUUCCAGAUUCUAUGGUAUAAGCAACCUGGUUCCACACAAAGGUUAUCUAUUAUUUUUAUCUCCGGUUUAUUUUUCUUCUCCAGUGUCUUUUUUUCUAAACCUUUCCACCAACAGUUAUUUUUGCACGGACCGUUGAACAGUGGCUUUUAUGACAAUAUGUAAAAAUGUAGGGGAUUGGGGGAGGGGUCAAAAGGACACUAUUUUUAGUAGAUUAUUGUGAUUAGAUUUUUUUUAAAUUUUCCUGUUCUCCCCGUCCCUCCUUUUUAAUUAAAUUAUUUCUUUUGAAAACAUUGAUUUAAAGAAAAAAGGCACAUCUUACCAUAAUGGAUAUUCACUGUCAAUAAUAUUUAUUUUUAAAUAAAAAAAAAAAGAUUGGAAACAAGGUAAGACAUUUGUUUAUAAACUGUAUUGUAUAUUGCUGAAUAACAGUUGAAUUAAAAAAGAGAGAUUUUGA